UUUUGUUCCCUCAAGUCCCCUGAAGUUGUGUGGCAUCCUUUUCCUCUUUCUGCCUUCUGCUUUUGACAUUGUUUUUGUGGAGGACUUUCGUGCGAGUCCAUUCAUGAGGCUCGGGGGCUUCUCAUGGUUUGAAACCUCCCCAACUCCCAUGGGAUGAAAUCUGUGACCUUGUCCACUGUAGCUGCUCCACAACUAUUUGGCCCCUUUUGUUGUGCCGGAAGGCUGAGACACGCCAUCUGCCCCUUUCCAUCAAGGAUCAUUCAUCUCUGAUGUGGUCUAGGUAUUGUAGACCUCUCCGUGGUCAGGGUAAGUGGUGAUUGGCUAGGCUGGUGCUGCCCGGAAGAGUAGUGAUCGUUAAACCCCCAAUCCCUGAGCGAUUCAAGGGGAAACACCAGCAAGUACAUAAAGUGUGAUUCUGACUGCCAUCUGACUGCCUCCUUGUCCUCCAGGGCUCGCUGCUGUCGAUGAGAUCAAUGCUGUGAUUCGGGAAGGUCAUCCCAGUAACACCGUGAUGGCACUCAUGAAACCUGAGGCCCAGCUCCCGACCGUCCAUCCCUUUGCUGCUGUUCUGUAUCAGGAUGAACUGUUCAACCUUCAGGAACAGAGCUCUUUGUACUACUUGGCCCCCGAGGAGCUGUCCACGACAGUAGAGAAGGUGUCAGCCCUUGCUCUGCUUAACCAGGCGUUGGAAACCGAGGAUCUUGAGUUGACCCAGGAUCGUCUCAGAAAUCCCUCAAUUGACUUCAAUAACCUGGAUGAAGCACACUUGGAACGGUAAGGGAUCCCUCAUUCCUUUCAGCUCUUUGUCAGUGGUACCGGUGAGAUUCUGGAAUCAUUGGCUCCAGUGACCUGUAAUCUCAAGGAUGGAGUCCUUCCUGUCAAAGCCCUUUGGAAAUGUUUUUGGUUUCCUGAUCGGCCAUAUUCUAAGUGGUCAUGAAGAUCUAAGAGUGCCCGUGUAGGUUGUCUUGGUUAUAUUUGCUUUUCCGAAAAGGUGGACUUGUUCCUUUCAACUGU
Messenger RNA from Monodelphis domestica (gray short-tailed opossum), 1014 nucleotides. Lineage: Eukaryota; Metazoa; Chordata; Mammalia; Didelphimorphia; Didelphidae. The record is from RefSeq and is a predicted model, not a curated record.